Molecule: messenger RNA, 1686 nt
Organism: Chrysoperla carnea
Lineage: Eukaryota; Metazoa; Arthropoda; Insecta; Neuroptera; Chrysopidae
Exons: 3
Coding region: 1-1686 (561 amino acids)
Source: RefSeq, a predicted model, not a curated record
AUGACUCAAACUCAGUACAAUACAGAUACAUGCGCCGUCUGUAAAGGGAAUCAUCCCAUUUUUAAGUGUAGCAAUUUUUUGGCAUUACAACCUUCACAAAGGCUUAACAAAAUAAAACAAUUAAAUGGCUGUCAUGAUUGUCUCAAAACAAAUCAUGAAGUCACAAAAUGCCCUUCACAAUCCGUAUGUAAAGAAUGCAAACGAAAGCAUAAUACAUUAUUACAUAUAGUAAGUGGUAGUCAAACGUUCUCAACCAAACCAAAGGGCCACAGCUUACAAAACAUUCCAUUACAAACAAAUAACAUUGAUUCAAACAGGAAUCAAACUGAAAAUUCAAAUGCAAUUAAUACGGUUUUAUCCGCGACAGUAUCAGGUGCACCCACAGUUCUGUUAGGAUAUUUAUCAGUAGCCAAAGAUCCUGGUGCAUACAUUUUGCCUCACCAUGGAGUCGAAAAACCCAGUUCUUCUACCUCACUCAGAGUAGUAUUUGAUGCUUCAUGUUCUACUGAAUCUGGAUCAUUAAAUGACAAAUUAUUAACAGGACCAACAUUGCAAUCCAAUAUAACUGAAGUGAUUCUUCACUUUAGAACGUAUGCAGUCGCCAUGUCGACCGAAAUUUGUAAAAUGUAUCUACAAAUCAUUUUACAUGAAAAUGAUCGUAAAUAUCAACAUAUGUUUUAUAGAUUCAAUCUAUCCGAUUCAAUAACGGAGUAUGAAUUAAAUCGUGUUACUUUUGGGAUGUCUGCCUCUCCAUAUCUAGCGAUUAGAGUCUUACUUCAAUUAAUACAAGACGAGGGAGCAGCCUAUCCACUAGCAUCCAAUGCAUUGGCCAAUCACACGUAUGUAGACAACAUACUAACCGGAGCACACAAUUUAAAUGACGCUUUAGCCUUACAAAAAGAACUUAUUCAAUUAUUACAAAAGGGCGGUUUUACACUAAAGAAGUGGGCUAGCUCAAGCACAGAAUUACUUAAAACCGUCCCUAUCGAGUGUCAUGAAACUCCUAUUGCAUUUUCUUCCUUAGAAAAUUCUACUAUAAAGGUUUUAGGAAUGCAAUGGGACCCAGUAAGCGACUGUCUUAGCUAUGCCGUUCAAGCUCCCCAGAUAAUAUUGACAAAGCGAGCAGUAUUAUCCAACAUCGCAAAAUUAUAUGAUCCAUUAGGAUAUUUAUCGCCAGUAAUUUUCAAAGCAAAAUGUAUCAUGCAACAAACAUGGAAAAUAAAUAAUUUAAAAUGGGACGACCUCCUACCAGAUGAAAUAGCAUCCCAAUGGUGCAGUUUUCUGAAUCAACUGCACACAUUAUCUCAAAUAAAGAUACCACGGUGCAUAAUAAACAAGCCCUAUAAAAAUAUAGCAAUAUUAGGAUUCGCAGACGCAUCCAAAUUGGGUUAUGCAUCCACAAUUUAUUUACGUUUAACAAAAUCAGAUAACUCUGUUUCAAUUAACUUGCUCAUGUCAAAAACUCGUUUAGCUCCUAUUUCAACCAUCAGUAUUCCACGUUUGGAAUUAUGCGCAGCUUUAUUAUUAGUAAAAACAUUUCAAAGCAUCAAACCAUUUGUAUCUUCGCUUGAAGUAGACAAAACAUAUUUGUUUUCGGAUUCAACAGUUGUCUUGGAUUGGCUAAAGCAUUCACCUCGUAUAAACAAACUCGAAGCGCAAUCAAAUCGCGCAUAUUUCAGUGCAUAA